CACAUGGUUCCAGUUCCACCCAACCCUUGAGUUUUGAGAACCCCCUCUCUAUUAUUAUUUGAAAUAAUAAAUAAAUAAAAAUGUAUGAAUGAAUAUGUCAAUAGCUAAGGUUGUCAUCGAGACUAUUACAGCUUGCGCUGAGCUAGAUUCUUGCUGAACUGAACCUGUUCUUCUCCUGUCAGUAUUUGAAUUAAAGUUUCUUUCAAAACAUCCAAAAGGGGCACUUCAGUUCAGAAUUCAGAUUUCUCUUGUGCUCUCUACCUUGCUUAAUAUUGGUUCUGCUGGAACUGUACAAAGAGUCUUCCUACGAUUCGAUUAAUUAGCUUCAAAGAGAGAAAAAAUUUGAAAGGAAAAAAAAAAAUCCUCAGUGAGUGGUUUUUCCUUUCGUUUCUAGAUGCCACAAUGAUUGAUUGGAGAAAUAUUGGUUUGUUUAUCUGUGCUUUAUCAAUCUUGCCCCUUGUAUGCUUUUGUGCCACCUUUGUUCCAGAAGAUAAUUAUCUUAUAGAUUGUGGUGCACCUGCGACUACUUCAGUAGGUAGGCGCAAUUUCACAUCGGAUAGUUCAUCCAAGGGUCUCCUCUCCACACAAGAUCAUAUUCUUGCCACUACCAGCUUAAAAUUAAACACUUCCUCUGAUGAUUCACCUCUCUAUAAAACCGCGAGAAUCUUCACUGGAUCCUCAAAGUAUACUUUUCCAAUUAAGCAAAGGGGGAGACACUGGAUCCGUCUCUAUUUCUUCCCUUCCAAUUAUGAAAAAUACAAUUUGAGUGUUACAAAUUUCACUGUUGCAACUCAAGACCAUGUCCUUUUCAGUAGCCUCAACAUGCAGAAAGAUCCUGUCAUGAAGGAGUACUCAGUGAAUGUGACCUCAGACACCCUUGUUGUGACCUUUACCCCUUCACAAAAUUCCACUGCUUUUGUGAAUGCCAUUGAAGUUGUUUCUGCCCCUGAUGACCUAAUUGGUGAUGAUGCUUCCGUGUUAGACCCAUCAGAAGCCUAUUCUGGGUUGGUCACACAGGCACUGGAGACAGUUUGGAGGAUUAACAUGGGUGGUCCAGUUGUGACCCCUAUGAAUGACACCCUUCAAAGAACUUGGAUUCCAGAUCAAAGGUUUCUUUUGGAGCCCAACCUUGCCUCAUUUUUUUCUAAUAUUGAUGCUGUUCAGUAUGAGAAAGGAGGGAUAGCAACAGAAAACACUGCUCCCCCUACUGUUUAUGGUACUCUCACACAGAUGAAUUCGACUCAUGAUCCACGUAAUAUUUUCAAUGUGACAUGGCAGUUUGAUGUGAAUCCAGGAUUUCAGUACCUUGUUCGGCUUCACUUCUGUGAUGUAGUCAGUAAAAGCCUCAAUGAACUCUACUUCAAUGUUUAUAUUAACUCCAAGCUGGCUCUCUCCAAUGUUGAUCUCAGUGUUUAUAGCAAUAAUGUCUUGGGUGUUCCAUAUUUUAAAGAUUUGGUUACACCCUUGGCUGACAAGAAUACGCUUCGCCUAAGUAUUGGCCCUUCUGAUUCAAGCAUGGGAAAUUUUCCUAAUGCCAUUUUGAAUGGGCUGGAGAUCAUGAAAAUGAACAAUUCUAUGGGCGGUCUUAUUGGAGGAGCAGCAUCUGUGGCUAUUACUUCUGGUUCAAGUUCUAAGAAAAUUGGCGUGAUUGUGGGUAUGAUUGUUGGGGUAGUUGUUGCAGUUGUCUUGGCUGGAGUUUUCUUUGUACUAUGCAGGAAAAGAAGAAGGUUGGCUCAAAGGCAGUCAAAGACAUGGGUUCCUUUAUCUGUCAAUGAUGGAACUACUUCUCAUACCAUGGGAAGUAAAUAUUCUAAUGGCACAACACUAAGUGCUGCUUCAAACUUUGAGUACCGUGUCCCAUUUUUGGCGGUUCAGGAAGCUACAAACAACUUUGAUGAGAGUUGGGUUAUUGGGAUAGGUGGCUUUGGAAAAGUGUACAAGGGAGAGUUAAGUGAUGGUACAAAGGUAGCAGUUAAGAGGGGGAAUCCACGGUCCCAACAAGGACUUGCAGAAUUCCGAACUGAAAUUGAAAUGCUGUCUCAGUUCCGCCAUCGCCAUCUGGUGUCUUUGAUUGGUUAUUGUGAUGAAAGGAAUGAAAUGAUCUUGAUAUAUGAAUAUAUGGAGAAGGGAACUCUCAAGAGUCAUUUAUAUGGCUCUGGUCUGCCAAGCUUGAGCUGGAAGGAGAGGCUUGAGAUAUGCAUUGGAUCAGCUAGAGGGCUUCAUUACCUUCACACUGGCUAUGCUAAAGCAGUUAUUCACCGUGAUGUGAAGUCUGCAAAUAUCCUACUUGAUGAGAAGCUAAUGGCUAAAGUUGCUGAUUUUGGAUUAUCAAAAACGGGGCCUGAAAUUGACCAGACACAUGUGAGCACAGCUGUCAAGGGGAGUUUUGGAUACCUUGAUCCAGAGUAUUUCAGGAGGCAACAACUAACAGAAAAGUCAGAUGUGUAUUCAUUUGGGGUGGUUCUGUUUGAAGUUCUUUGUGCAAGACCUGUCAUUGAUCCGACACUUCCUAGAGAAAUGGUAAACUUGGCCGAAUGGGCAAUGAAAUGGCAGCAGAAAGGGCAGUUGGAGCAAAUCAUUGAUUCAACACUUGCAGGCAAAAUCAGACCAGAUUCUCUGAGAAAGUUUGGAGAAACUGCUGAGAAAUGCUUGGCUGACUAUGGUGUUGACAGGCCUUCUAUGGGAGAUGUCUUGUGGAAUUUGGAGUAUGCUCUCCAACUUCAGGAGGCUGUGGUUCAAGGUGAUCCUGAAGAAAACAGCACCAAUAUGAUUGGUGAACUAUCUCCACGGGUCAACAAUUUCAAUCAGGAUGCAAGUGCUUCUGUAACUGUUCCGCCCUUUGAAGGCUCAAGUGUGGAUGAUCUGUCUGGUGUUUCUAUGAGUAGGGUGUUCUCACAGUUGGUGAAAUCUGAGGGUAGAUAGAUAGCUCUGGAUAUCCUAUCUUAUAAAUUCUGUAUAACUUUGCUCUUCAGUUAUGAUUUUUGUUGUUUGUAUUCUUGUCACUAGUUCUCUGCCACAUGUAAGAUUAGGCACAUAUGGAUUUGUAAAGAAAGAUUGAGUUAAUGAAACAUGUUUGCUUAAUUGGUAGUCAGAGCAUCUUCUUGUUGAAUCUCUGGCUUGUCAGGUUUGAAUUGAUUGAUCUUGAAAAUCAAGCAUAAUUCAGGUGUACCUUUCAGCUGGAGAAAUACAUGAAUCAGCAAGUGUGGCAAAGUUAUCCGAUUAUUCGUCCAUAAUAGAGUUGAGUUACAUGUUUUGAUUUUGUAUCCUUCAUAUACUUUUUGUGAACAGAGAGAGUAUUGUAGGAGUGGGUUUUAGCCAAUUGCCCAGCAUGCAGCUUCUCUGAGAUAAUACUGCAUAUGUAUCAUUGCUAUACUGUUCAAUUAGUGUUAAUACAAGUUACAUGGUUUGUUAUA
Cajanus cajan (pigeon pea) is the source of this 3413-nucleotide messenger RNA. RefSeq names its product receptor-like protein kinase HERK 1. Gene Ontology annotation, biological process: protein phosphorylation. Gene Ontology annotation, molecular function: protein serine/threonine kinase activity; ATP binding. Lineage: Eukaryota; Viridiplantae; Streptophyta; Magnoliopsida; Fabales; Fabaceae. The record is from RefSeq and is a predicted model, not a curated record.